This is a messenger RNA of Seminavis robusta, 3505 nucleotides long. The record is from the annotation of a GenBank genome assembly. Lineage: Eukaryota; Bacillariophyta; Bacillariophyceae; Naviculales; Naviculaceae.
CGGUAGCCAGACUGUUGACGGCUGCUUGGUUGCGGCUGCCACUCCCACUUUCCAACCAAGCCCACGCCACACUCCUGCAGCGCUUGGAAAAGGAACGACUUAGUUGUUGAGGACCAGCAAAGUCUUUGCCAAUGGUGUGAAGACCCGUAAUCUCUAUGCAUAUUGCCAGCUAGCUAGCUAGAAUCGAAUCGAAUCGCGAAGUCAAGACCAGACAAGCGUUAAGAUACGCGCAAGACAAUGGCAACUAUGCUGUACAAGCGAGCAGCGACACGGCAUCGUCUCUCAGUUGUCUGGGUCGUCCUCAUGACCGUGGUGACCGUUGCGUCCUUUACCUUUGAUUUGGAAGAGGAUUUUCAAGGGAAGGGCGACGGGCCAGAAAGAGCUGGAGUAACCUUUGAUAUUAUCCCGCCAGUAGCCGCCUCGGCCCUCCCUCCAACCUUUGCGCCCACUGGCAGUGGUGGUGAUGCUAUUGACGACUCUGCACGCGCAAAGCCCGUGGUGACGGGAAACAAUAUUAUCCAGGGCCAGCCAUUUAACUUUACCCACAUUUUCUUUAUUGGUGGAAAGUGCGACAAUCCAAACGAUUGGUACUCUGAGUUUGCUGCUGCUGGAGUGCAAACCAUCAACAGGACAAAGCAAAUAAAGCAAAUAUGCUACUCUCCAGAAGAGUUUGAUCCACCGGAAAACCAGGUGGGCUGGUAUCAGUACACGGGUGCCUUUCACGUCGAUGCCCUACACAAGGUGGAAGCGAUGGUGGGGGACGAGUUGAGUGAAACCCUCGUUAUUACCGUGGGAAUAGGUAUCGAGACAAAUUUCACACCCGUCGUCGAUUUUUUACGGCGUGGGCUGGCCUUUUUCCAUGGGGGCUACUCUCGCGACCUUCUUACAAUCAACUUCACGGAACAUGGACUCUCGGAAAAUGACGUUCUCUACAUCUAUUUCAACCUAGACGAGGACCUCAGUGCUCAAGAAGCCGGAAGAGAAAUUUGUCGCCUGAGAGGGACCCGGCCAAAUAUCAGAAUUGCCAAGCUCUACUCCAGGGACCGGGAAGAUCUGGACUUUCGCAUAGACAUUGCCAUUGAGAGCUUUCGAGAAGCAUGUUCAGAAACAACCGUGAACGUGGCAUGGGAAAUGAGAGAGAGCGACAAUGAUCCAAAUACCAACUCUGCUUACAGAACUGCACUCAAGUUCAAUCAAGUUCCAGAAGUCAUCUUUACCGCUCAAGACGGUGUCGCCGAAAGAAUUUUGAACGUUGCCUCCGAAGUGUUGCCAAAGGAUGUUGCCGAUCGCAUCAGCGCUACUGGAUGGAAUGCAAAUAACGCAACCUUAGUCGACCAACGCAAAAUCUUGACAACAGUCGAUCAAUUGGUCUUUCAUCCUGGUCGCGGUCUCUGGGACAAGGUUGAUACAAUUAUUGAUAUUGUGCAAGAGUCUGGGGUGAAUUCCACCAAAAGUCUACAACAGGCCCUGCGAAUUGGCAAUGACUUGAACAUCAGUUCCAGUACCUUGACCAUUUCCAGUGACAAGGUUGGAUAUCUCAUCAACGCUCUGCUCAAUGGAUACGAUUCUCGCGUGGGGCCGUUCCUGAACGUUUCUGUCACCACAGGACUGUUUGAUGUUUCCAUUACCGAAAUGAUCCCAUUUGAAGGAAAGUUUCAAACCGUAAUUUGGAUGCGAUGGUCGUGGCUCGACCCUCGACUGUCGUGGAACCCAUUCAUCUACGAUGGUGCCUUGCGAAUUGAGGCGGAUCAGAUUUGGACUCCCGAUCUCUUCUUUAGGAAUUCAUUCGAAUCGGAAGAAUUGCACGCGUCUCCUGCAGUUGUCGAUCCGUCUGGAUGGGUGACAUUGGAGGCCAAUAUGCAAACACAGUUCCUAUGUACCACUGACCGGAAUCUCGCCAGUUUUCCAUUUGAUGACUACGAAUGUUCCAUUGACCUGGCCGCGCCCUACGGAAUCUGGCUGGAUCAGGGCUAUGGAUUUGACAUUAUCGAGAGCGACCCUCAUUUCAACACGACAGGACAGCUACAAAACGAAACCACCGCCGAGGAAUUGACGAUGGACACGAGCGAUGGCACUCUUGUCCGCUACGUCAUCAUAUUUGAACGUAGGGCGUUUACCGCCUGGGUGCGCUUGAUUCUGCCUGCAAUUAUUAUCAAUAUGAUUGGAUUCAUGGCUUUCUGGAUUCCAGAAAUGCCCGAGAGUGUUGCUUUGGGGAUUACCUCAUUGCUGUGUUCGCUGGCCUUUCGAGAAACCGUCGAGAUGCCCGAUACUGCUGAUGUCACAUGGACCGAACUGUUUAUGAUGGUGAACAUUUCGUACCAGGCAUCGGUGAUGUUAAUUAUUUGGCUCUCGUAUGGAGACAGGAGCAAUUUUACCAAGAAUCUGGACGAAUGCUGCUACAAGUUUCAUCCGAAACAUAUGCUAAAGAGGCUGGGAAGAGCCCCAGUUGAGGUUGUUAGGACCGCCCCCAGCGUGACUCGCAAAAUCGUAGAGUACUCUGGUGGAACACGUCGAUCAGAGAAGAUGGCUUCCCACCUCUCGAAAGACGUUUACGCGACCAGGCACCUCAAUCGACCUUCGGGUGAUCUCCCCAAGGUCAAUGCAACACGACAACUCGCAAGGCCUUCUUCCGAUCUAACCAGGGAGGAAACUGCCUCGAAAGAGUUCUCUACCUCCAGAGAAUUUUCCCUUGCUUCCAAGCGGGCGUCUACUAGUAUACACGCCGACGAUGACGAGAAACACUCAAGUAUGCCUGGCAUUCCUGAGGAAGACCUCCCUGUCCCUAACAAUGAAAACUGGUGCGAAAUUGAUAUGGAAGCGAUGGAAGAAGACAUAAUAGUUCCAUUGAAAGCAGAACAAGAGUCCGCAAAACCAAAAACCCUGCGAAAACGAACAAAGUUCUUGAUUCAAGACAGCGUUUCAGAAAUUGGAGCUUCAGUGACUGCCGCGACGAGUCCUGUUGGCAGGUAUGAUGCUAGUGACGACGGCAUGGCAUCCAGCGACGACGGCAUGUCCAAGAAAUCAAAACGUCACCAGUAUCACGGUGAUGAUCCGGACGGCGACGGUGACGGACGGACAAACGUCGAUUGGAUCGGUCGUUGGAUUAUUGUCCCAUCGUAUGUCGUUGUGAUGGGCACUCUGCUAACAACAGGAUGGGGAUUCUGAUUUUGAGGGCAUCCGACAUGGUUGUGCAUGCAAACCAGACAGACUGAGUCACUCAGGCUCGUUUGACGACGGCAAGGUUGACGGUUACACUUCUACAGUUCCAGUUUAGGUACGGUAACCAGGAUACGUUUACUCCUCUAGCUAAAAGAGCGCCGUUUUGUAAGCAGUGCCAAAGAAUAGCCAGCAGCCAGUGCGUACCAAGUAGAAGAAAAACACUCCCCUCCCCUAAGAGAGCUACUGUGACGGAGCAUUGUUGAAAAGGUGUGAACUUGAACGCACAAUUUCUCUAAUUUAAUCAAUAUCCUUCCAGCUCUACUGUCUAGUAGACUGGCUAUUUGUU